Babesia sp. Xinjiang is the source of this 1026-nucleotide messenger RNA. RefSeq lists its product as uncharacterized. Gene Ontology annotation, biological process: lipid metabolic process. Gene Ontology annotation, molecular function: phosphoric diester hydrolase activity. Lineage: Eukaryota; Apicomplexa; Aconoidasida; Piroplasmida; Babesiidae. Bases 1 to 1026 code for a protein of 341 amino acids. The record is from RefSeq and is a predicted model, not a curated record. The transcript has a single exon.
AUGCAUCGUCCUCUGAUAUUCGGCCACCGCGGUGUAGGAUGUAGUAUCCCCGGAACACUUGGUCUCUUACCUGAGAAUUCCAUCAGUUCAUUCCUUGAGGCACGUCGUUUGGGUGCUGAUGGUGUAGAGCUUGAUGUAUUCCUGUCGAAGAAUGACGAAAUUCUAGUCGUGCACGGCCACCUUGCUAAGAACAGUUUAUGCCUUACUACUCUUAAGAAGGAUGGUUUAACUGGAGUAAAGCAGUUUCUUGAGGAUGACCUCAUUGAGAAGUAUGAUUCGAAAUCCAGUGACUUACUGUUGAAGAAGCCAUGGCGUCUUCUUCAGAGUAUCACUGAUAUCGAUGUUAUUAUUAAAAACCACAAAAGCAACGUUGCUGCUUCCUUCCAAUCCUACAUAGAUAACUUAGAGCACGCAGAAGGCGAGCAUGUGCCUACAUUGGACGAGGUAUUUGAGAAACUUGGUGACACUUUCCAAUACAACAUUGAGCUUAAGGGAUCUCGUCCAGAGCUCGGCCCCCGUGUUCUGGAUGCCAUUGAGAGACACCCCAAGGUCAAAGUAGUAAUAUCGUCAUUCCAAUGGAUACCACCAAAGUUGGAUCCUAGUUCCCCUCAUGCAGAAAACGCAUUAGAGGCAUUGCCAAACGGGAAAAUUACCGUUGACCUUUUACGCCCCCUCGUGAACAAUCGUUUAGGCGUGCCCAUCGGCUUAUUGUUCAAUAACGAGACCUCCGAAUUGCCAAGCUUAGAAAGAAUGGUCGAAUGCACAAGGAGCUAUCAUGCCGAGUGGGUUAGCCUUGCCCAUGACUUUUGGACCACCGAGACCCCAAUUCUUGGCGCUGCAGUUAAGGGAUUAGACGCUUUGCAUCACCUUGUGACUGAGCUUCACAAGAAGGGUUUGAAAAUUAUGACCUAUUUCUUGGAAUCUGUACCGGACACUGAAAAAGACAUGAAAUUGCAAUUGGCCUCGGGUGUUGAUGCCAUAUGUCCCAAUGACGUCGAGUUAGCAAUGAAAUGCGCACGACAGUAG